Molecule: messenger RNA, 1210 nt
Organism: Microplitis mediator
Lineage: Eukaryota; Metazoa; Arthropoda; Insecta; Hymenoptera; Braconidae
Gene: RfC38
Product: replication factor C subunit 3
Exons: 5
Coding region: 117-1184 (355 amino acids)
Biological process (GO): DNA-templated DNA replication; DNA repair
Cellular component (GO): nucleus; DNA replication factor C complex
Molecular function (GO): ATP hydrolysis activity; DNA binding; DNA clamp loader activity
Source: RefSeq, a predicted model, not a curated record
ACAUACAAUAUAUACACAUACUCAUACGAGAUUUCAGUUACUUUUCACUAAAAUAAUAGUUUAUGUUUUUUUGAGUACUUUUUUCUUUAUAAAUAAAAUUAAUUAAACUAAAAAAAAUGAGUUUAUGGGUUGAUAAGUAUCGUCCUACUAGUCUUAAUAAAUUGGAUUAUCAUACAGAACAAGCGGAACAUUUGAAAAAUAUGGUACAAAAAAGUGAUUUUCCCCAUUUAUUGGUUCAUGGUCCUCCAGGUGCCGGUAAAAAAACACGAAUAAUGGCAAUAAUCCGUGAACUAUAUGGACCUGGAGUCGAACGACUUAGAAUGGAACCCAUGCAAUUUGAAACACCAUCGAAAAAAAAAAUUGAAUUAAUGACUAUCAGUAGCAAUUAUCAUAUCGAGGUUAAUCCUAGUGAUGUUGGAAUCUAUGAUAGAAUAGUUAUAAUGGAUUUAGUAAAAACAACAGCUCAAACUCAUCAAAUUGAUAUCAAUGGCCAACGAGAUUUUAAAGUCGUUCUUUUAACAAACGUCGACCAGUUAACUAAAGAUGCUCAACACGCUCUUCGACGAACAAUGGAAAAAUAUAUAACAACUUGUAGAUUAAUUCUUUGUGCUAAUUCUACAUCACGAGUUUUACCGGCAAUAAGAUCACGUUGUCUUGGAAUACGAGUGCCAGCACCAACAAUUGAUGAAAUAAAAUCAGUGCUGCAUAUUAUUUCAAAAAAAGAAAGUAUUAUUUUACCAGAUGAAUUAGCUUCUAGAUUAGCACUGUCAAGUGGAAGAAAUCUUCGAAGAGCUAUUUUAAUGCUUGAAGCAUGUAAAGUUGAACAAUAUCCAUUCACUCCGGACCAACAGAUAACUGAACCAGAUUGGCAGAGUUUUAUUAGAAAAACUGCAGCAAUGAUGGUCACAGAACAAACUCCAAGAAAAUUGUUAGAUAUCCGUGGUAGACUUUAUGAACUACUUACUCAUGCUAUUCCUUGUGAUUUAAUAUUCAAAGGUCUCUUACAAGAAUGUAUUAAAAAUUGUGACUUACAAUUAAAAGCUGAAAUCGUUUUAGUAGCCGCUGAAUUUGAACACAGGAUGCAUCGAGGAUCAAAAGCUAUUUUUCAUCUUGAAGCAUUUGUUGCUAAAUUUAUGACAAUUUAUAAAAAGUUUAUGGAUGUGGCCAUGGAUGAUUUUGAAUAAAAUUAUCGUUUUUCAGUUUACUAUAA